AUGCCAGCAAAAUUCACACUUAUUUGUAUAAUUCAUUUAAUAAUUGAAAAAGGCAUUACAGAACACAUUGUGAGAGAAGCAAUCAUUAUAUUAAGGAGAGAAACAAACGUAAACUUAGAACUAAGAAUAAUUACUUUUUUUCCUAAAAAUUCCCAAGUACCAAGAUGGAUUCCUCUUUUCUCUGAUGGAAAUAUCUUAAGAUUUACUGGAAAAUUUGCACUUUCAAAAGACCCUUAUGAUACUAUAGAAAUGACAGCAAAUGCAGCUGACCUUAUAAAUAUCGGUCGAGACAAUUUGCCAAUCAGUUCUAUUUCUCUAAACAUAACUGAAUUUGCUAGAAGUUCACAAGGUAGACCCACAGGAAGAACAUUCUGUAUUAAAUGUAGAUACUUGAAAUCUGAUAGACGAAUUGAGAAAAAAGCAACCAGAAUCAGAAAAAAUUCAAAUUUAAUGAUCACUGGCGAGAUGAUCUCAAUAAAUAUCGAAUCACCAACUGGAAAAUCUACUUCAUCUCUAUAUUCCUGGCCAGCUGGACAAUUUUCAGAAAGAAUUUCUGCACAAGUAAUGACAAGUAUUGCAUCAAACACCUAA
Messenger RNA from Funneliformis caledonium, 591 nucleotides. Lineage: Eukaryota; Fungi; Glomeromycota; Glomeromycetes; Glomerales; Glomeraceae. The record is from the annotation of a GenBank genome assembly.